This is a messenger RNA of Aspergillus nidulans FGSC A4, 2064 nucleotides long. Its product is annotated as putative C6 transcription factor. Gene Ontology annotation, biological process: regulation of transcription by RNA polymerase II; regulation of DNA-templated transcription; DNA-templated transcription. Gene Ontology annotation, cellular component: nucleus. The record is from RefSeq and is a predicted model, not a curated record. The transcript has a single exon. Bases 1 to 2064 code for a protein of 687 amino acids. Lineage: Eukaryota; Fungi; Ascomycota; Eurotiomycetes; Eurotiales; Aspergillaceae. Gene Ontology annotation, molecular function: DNA binding; DNA-binding transcription factor activity, RNA polymerase II-specific; zinc ion binding.
AUGCGACCUCGCCAGAAUUACUUAAGCUUCACUGCUCUUCCUCUUCGUGAGUGUUUCAUAGCUUUUUUUUCUAAUUCAAGGAAGGAAAAUCUCCAUAUCCUGACAAUGGAUACUCGUCUCCUCCGUAGCUGCACCCUCUGUCGCCAGCGCAAGGUCAAAUGCGACCGCCAGCAACCUUGCUCCAACUGCACUAAGGCCAAAACCCAGUGCGUCUUCCCACCAGGCUUAGGUCGCGCCCCCAAACGACCUCGCAAGGCGGUUGAGGCACGGCUGCUGGCGCAACUGUCUCGACUGGAGAGCGUUGUUAAGCGUAUGGAACAACAGUCGCAAGACGCGACUUCUCGUGCAGCAUCCCAGCCCCUUUCCGAUGGGCGCGACUCCAAAAUCGAUCAAAAGUCUGGCCGGCUCGUAAUUGAUGAGAUGCACAGCUGCUACGUGAGCAGUCUUCCGUGGAGCCAACUGGGCGAUGAGAUUGAAGAACUGCGCGACUUACUCCACCAAACCUCCUCUGAAGACGAGAAAGAGCCUUCUAGCUCUGUGAUAGAAGGCGCUGGCCCUAACAGUGCACUUCUAGGCUACCGGGCGCUGGCGCAUUCACUGCAGCCCUACCACCCCCAAAUACACCAAGCGGUGGCCCUAUUCAAUAUCUUCAGUACGAAUGUCACCCCUCUUGUUCGUAUUUUCCACAUGCCCACGCUACACCGAGUAUUCUGGGAUGCAGUCGCAUCAAUGGAGACCGUCGACAGGAACAUUGAAGCACUACUAUUCGCAAUAUAUUACGCUGCAAUUAUCAGCCUCGAAUCUUCGCAAUGUCUCGACCUUCUAGGCCUGCCGAGGGCUUCAGCCCUAGAAACCUACCGAUUUGCUGUCGAGCAAGCUACAGCGCGCGCCGAUCUUCUAAAUACCCAAAACCUGAUCCUGCUGCAAGCAACCGUUUUGUUCCUGACGGCGCUCCGAAAUGAGGACGAUUCCCGCACGGUGUGGUCUCUUACUUCGCUUGUAUACCAUAUCGCGCAGGCCAUGGGCCUCCAUCGCGAUGGCCAGGAGUUCGGCCUGAGACCUCUAGAAACUGAACUGCGGAGACGCCUCUGGUGGCAUAUAUGCUUGCUUGAUAACCGCUCAACAGAUUACCACGGUACUGAGCCGAUUGUACAGGAAGCCGCCUUCGAUACUCGGAUGCCACUGAAUAUCAACGAUACUGAUCUUACAGCAGAAAUGACUCAGCCACCAGUCGAACGCGAAGGCGUUACAGAGAUGACAUUCUGCCUUAUGCGCUGCCACGCCAUUCGUGCUGUUUGGAAGCUGGGCUACAUGGCUCCUCGCAAGAAAUUUGGGUCGGCCGCAGCGGACACCCAUCUAGACUCCGCAAACCAAGACUCCCUUGUGAAUGACCUGCAGCAUCUGCUGCAAGAUCGCUACCUGAAACACUGCGACACCCUAAACCCCUUCCCCCGCCUCGCCCUGUCAGUGGCCCGAAUAAUUACCUUGCGGCUGCGGAUGACGAUCCUCUCGCCACGCUGUCGUACCGACAAGACCGCCCGUGAGCAUCUGUUCAACAUAACCGUUCAGAUCCUACGACUCUCAAACGACAUGCUAACAAGCGAAGAUAUGCGCCAGUGGGCAUGGCACUCCAAGACGCAUCUUCAGUGCUACUCGAUCGCGUUUCUGCUGGCAGAGCUAUGUCGCAGGCCUCCAAGCCCGGAAUGCGACCUCGCCUGGGAAUGCGUUACGGCUGUGUAUGAGCGGUGCAAUGGCAUGGAGACGGAGAAAAGGGGGCCGCUGUGGCGGUCGAUUCAGCGGCUCAUGGAAAGGGCAAGACAUGUAAGAGAGGUUCAGACUUCUUCUACUGAUGGGACUGGAACGGAACAUCCAUGGAAGGUUGCAGGUGAAGCGAUGAUAGCGAAUAAAGAUAAUAUAGGACCUACCGUGACAGCGACGGCUCUGGAGCCCCAAGAUCGGUUCUCUGGAGUGAAUUCGGCCAUGGACCCUUCGAUGGACAUGCUCAAUUCAUUCUUCCCUAACUUAUUCGAUGUCUCGGGCAUGGAUAUAUCCGGCUUGGUCUAA